AUGCCCUCCCUGUUUGAGCCUAUUAGCAAGAAUUUGGUCAAAGAGCUUGGAGACAAAGACCUGAGGCCUGUCAAAUACCUGUUGAGCACCAACAAAUUCCAUCAGCUGGUGCUAUUCUGGAAGAAGAAGGGGACGCACGCACAGUCCUGGGGACAACCUGCUGUUCCAGUAGAAUACACCCUCACGGAUAUCCUGGAGCCAAGUUCCUCAGUCCCAGAUUUCAAGCACCUACGAAAGGAGGUUUCCAGGGAAAUGGAGGCAAUGGCCCAGCUCCCAAAGGACAUUCAGGAUGCUAUUCUCCAUAAUAUCCUGGCCAGGCUCAAGGACUGAGAGGCUCUGCAGGACCUCAUGGACUUGUUGGAUCGGAGCCCCUUGGAUCAUCUGGACAGCUUUGGUGGCACCUUCCUAAGUGAGAUGCAAGAGGACUCAAGAAAUCUACGGCUCAAGUUAAGACUGCACAUCAUUUCCCUCCUUAAAGCCAUACUGGUGCUGAGUGACACCCAACAUGAGCUACUGGCCUGGUCCAUGGAAAAGAGGAUCCUGCUCCAGAAGCGGGCGCUGGUGAAGAGCAUCCUGGAGCCCAAUUUCAAGCACCCUUGGAACAUCCCCUUCACCCUGGACCCCAAGCUCCUCACCCCGCGGCAGGUAGAGGGGUUGGCUGUCACCUUCAGCCUGCUGGAGGAGUGCAGCCUGAGGGUGGCUCCCGACAGCCCCAAGGGGACCUGAGACCUGGAGGCCAAGAAGCCCUUGUUCGCCCUGUACGGGUCCCUCUCAGUGCUGCAGCAGCUGGCCGAGGCCUGA
Molecule: messenger RNA, 801 nt
Organism: Lipotes vexillifer (Yangtze River dolphin)
Lineage: Eukaryota; Metazoa; Chordata; Mammalia; Artiodactyla; Lipotidae
Gene: GSDMC
Product: gasdermin C
Biological process (GO): pyroptotic inflammatory response; defense response to bacterium
Molecular function (GO): phosphatidylinositol-4,5-bisphosphate binding; phosphatidylinositol-4-phosphate binding; phosphatidylserine binding
Source: RefSeq, a predicted model, not a curated record